Messenger RNA from Bombyx mandarina (wild silkworm), 920 nucleotides. RefSeq lists its product as uncharacterized. NCBI's taxonomy places the organism in Eukaryota, Metazoa, Arthropoda, Insecta, Lepidoptera, Bombycidae. The record is from RefSeq and is a predicted model, not a curated record.
AAUGUCUGUAGCUGUAUCAUCACAUUAACAGUGUUGAUUGAUUGCACACAGACAGCAAUGAGUUUGAGUCGCGUGGCUGUUUUCGCCUCCAUCUUGGUUUGCUACUAUGUCAGUAUUGUAGCUAUACCAGCUGGGGAUACAACAGCGACGGCUGCUGCAAGUGCCGCAUCGACAGCAAAAUCCUCUGCAGAUAAAUCGAAUGCACAGGCAGUUGCCGCAAGUAACUCUACAGCAACCACAGUCACCAAUACUACGACGACAACGACUACUGCUGUCGCCGCCUCUAAUGCAACUUCUAAUGCCACAACUGCUGGUGAAGAUUGUAAAGAAGACACAGCUGCAAAUGCUAAUGCAACUUCAAGUGCCGUAGCAUCAAGCGCAGCAUCAGGUAAUGGAGCAGAUUCGAGUGCUAACGCUACUUCAACUGCUGCAGCAUCUAGUGUAGCUUCUGGCAAAGAAGCUGAUUCAAGUGCUAAAGCUGCUUCAACAGCUGCAGCAUCUAGUGCAGCUUCUGGCAACGGAACAGAUUCAAGUACCAAUGCCGCUUCCACAACCGCAUCGCCAAGUGCGACUACGGCAAAGGACGCAGAUUCAGACGCUACGAGCACUACUCCAGCAUCGGCUAAUUGUACAAGUACAACCGUAGCUCCAAAAGCCAGUUGUAAUGACAGUGAAGAAGAUACUGGAAAAUCUUCCACGACCUGCGCACCAACUGGAAAUGCGAAUGCGACCGCCACGGCUGCAGCUUCGGCUACAUCUUCAGCUGCUGCAAAGGCCUAAACGAAAUUUUCAAUAGUUUCACUUCAUUCAUUUACUUCUGUAAAUUUUGUCAUUCCUAUCGUGCUAUUUACAAUAUAUGUAUGCCAAAAAUGUUAUAAGCAUUGAUUCUAUUCAGAUUCAUUAUUACAGUAUUACUGUUA